AUGCCGGUACAUUUCGAUGUUCUGUUUCCGUAUAUGAGCUGCAACCGCUUGAGUAUUGACGUAGUCGAUGCUACAGGAACGGCGAAGUUCAACUGUACAGGCACAAUACACAAGCUUCCCAUAUCAGGCGACGGUGAAGUCCAGUACAAAGGCACCAUGAAAGAUCUCGGCAAUGAUAUAGAGAUGGAUGAUACCGGAGGUGAUAAGAAGUGUCGGCGGUGCCCUUCAUUUGCCUUUGAGGGAGUUGCUGCAGAUGUCCGCAAUGCUGCAGCGUCGAAGUGCUGUGACAGCUGCGACAGUGUUUUUGAGCUGUACAAAGAUCUGGAAAAGGAGUUCCCUGGCAUUGAGUACUUUCCUCAAUGCUUGGAACAGCUGUAUGAGCGUGCGAGGGGGUGCAAUGUGAUCGGCUCGCUCGAUCUAAAAAAGGUUCCUGUGACUGUCAUUUUUGGUCCUCGACGGACUGGUCGCCGUUACUCGUUGAAGGAUGUGAUUCGACUGGACACCUCUCAUGUGAUUAAGAAACUGCGGAUUGGUGACGAAGCUGUAGAGCGGUUUUCGAAGCAUGGUGUGGCGGAACCACUCUGUGGUCAUGAGCGAUUUUCGAAAACCUACUCGGAGACAAGGUACUUAGUGAAAGUGGUGCCUACGACGUACAGAAAAACGAGAACAAGAGACGCAAAGGCCUCGACGUAUGAGUAUAGUGCCCAGUGCAGCAGCCAGGCUAUUGUUGUCGGCUUCAGUGGCGUAGUCCCUGCUGUUCUGUUCGCUUUUGAGCCGGCAGCUAUCCAGGUGAACAAUGUUUUCGAGAGGCAGCCUGUUUCGCAUUUCCUAGUCCAACUCUGCGGUAUUGUAGGUGGGUUGUUUGUUGUCCUGGGAUUUAUCGAUAGUACUGUUGAGUGGUUUGUUGAUUUUGAGAAGCGGCAUCGCUAG
Molecule: messenger RNA, 930 nt
Organism: Leishmania braziliensis MHOM/BR/75/M2904
Lineage: Eukaryota; Euglenozoa; Kinetoplastea; Trypanosomatida; Trypanosomatidae
Exons: 1
Coding region: 1-930 (309 amino acids)
Cellular component (GO): endoplasmic reticulum; COPII-coated ER to Golgi transport vesicle
Source: RefSeq, a predicted model, not a curated record